Molecule: messenger RNA, 603 nt
Organism: Hyalella azteca
Lineage: Eukaryota; Metazoa; Arthropoda; Malacostraca; Amphipoda; Hyalellidae
Product: cuticle protein 19.8
Exons: 4
Coding region: 67-474 (135 amino acids)
Cellular component (GO): extracellular matrix
Source: RefSeq, a predicted model, not a curated record
CAGUGCAUCUGCUCGAAGCAACAACAUCAGCUGCUUCCUCGAACGAACUCGCAAACUUCUACCAUCAUGACGAUGCUGGCAGUAGCAAUGACAGCAGCAGUUAUGCUGAGCAGCGUGAUGGGUGACAGGCCGCGCUACCAGCCUCCUCAGUACCAACAGCCUCACCAUCAGCCGCAGUACAAAGAGGAAGCGAGGCCGUACCAGUUCGACUACGGGGUGCAGGAUCAGUAUUCCGGCGCCAACUUCGGGCACAGCGAAACAUCCGACGGACACGCCGUCAAGGGGAGCUAUCAGGUCGCUCUGCCCGACGGCCGCCUCCAGAUCGUCUCGUACGUUGCCGACCACGUCAACGGGUACCAGGCUAAAGUCGAGUACCAAGGAGAAGCCAAGUUCCCCGAAUACCGGCCCCAACCCCAGUACCAACCCCAACCCCAGUACCAACCCCAACCCCAGUACCGGCCUCAGUACAGCUAAACGGUACACGAACAACGCGCCCUACGAACGACGCGCAGUACGAACGAAAAUAACUUAACGCACCCAACGAACUUUCCUAGUGAUAAUCUGUUUAUGUAUCUAGGAAAUAAAUAUCGAAAUUAUAAUGUA